This is a messenger RNA of Scomber japonicus (chub mackerel), 5077 nucleotides long. Its product is annotated as nectin-2. Bases 338 to 1933 code for a protein of 531 amino acids. The record is from RefSeq and is a predicted model, not a curated record. Lineage: Eukaryota; Metazoa; Chordata; Actinopteri; Scombriformes; Scombridae. The transcript is spliced from 7 exons.
GCUCAGACUCAGAGGAUAGUUGUUGGAGCAGAGAGCACGGCAACAGCAGCAGCAGUUCAUUACACCCAGACCACCAGCUGGAGGAAAUAUUUACCUGUGCGCCGCCAGGACGAACUCAGAGGGAUUUUCAUUAAUUUUCAUCAGACUCAGUCUUAAAGGCGCAGUGAGUGACACUUGAAAUAGUAAUCUCUGUCGGACCCACUGAUCUGUCCUGUAUCCAGACAAGUUUUUUUCCGCCUUGAAUGAGUGAGAAUUUACCCAGAGACUGAAUCCAACCUUUUGCAUAUAUUUCGGAGAGACAGCGCGCCUGGUUUCAUAAAGAGGAGCGUAAUCAACCAUGGCGAGACAUGACGCCCGAAAUUGGCAUGACUGCGUUAAAGUGACCAGACUGUUCUUCUUGGUCGCGUCGAUACUUUUACUACAAGGGGCGUCGGGUCAGAGGGUCAAGGUGGAGCCAGAGGUGUCGUCGUAUCCCGGUCAGACAGUCAACCUGCGCUGUGCCUUCACUGAUGCCACUGGGAUUCAGCUCACAAUGGUCACAUGGAUCUAUGAGCCAAAGGAAGGAGAAAGGCUCAAUAUAGCCGUGUUUCACCCAAACUUUGAUCCCAACUACCCGGAUUCACCUGUGAAGGGUAGAGUCAGCUUCUCACCCAGUCCCCCCAGCCUGACCAGUCCUUCCAUCCAGAUAAGCAACGUUAAGAUGACAGACGAGGGAAGAUACAUCUGCGAAUACGCUACCUACCCCAGUGGCAACGAGCAGGGCAUCACCAACUUGGUCAUGCUCGCUAAGCCUCAGAACUCGGCCACCAUCGUAACAGUGGACGCAGGCACUAAGCCCGUCGUUGUGGCACGAUGUGAGUCUAAGGAUGGCCGGCCCCCUGCCCAGAUCUCUUGGGUGACCACAGCCAAUGGCAACGCAACAACAGUGUCUAAGGCAGGUACAGACAACACUAUGACUGUUACCAGCGAGUACAUCAUGGUUCCUACAGCGGCAGACAACGGAAAAGACAUCAGCUGCGUGGUGUCACACAGGACCCAGGUCAAAUCAGACAGCCAUCCAUUGAAACUGGUCAUUCAGUAUGCCCCUCAGGUGUCAAUAAUUGGUUAUGACAAUAAUUGGUACGUGGGCCGUACAAAUGUGGUGCUCACCUGCCAGGCUACCGGAAACCCCGUCCCAUUGUCUGUCCAGUGGAAGACUAUGACUGGAGAGAUGCCAGACACGGUCCAGAUUAAAGAUAACCAGCUGAAGGUACUGAAGGUGGAUGAUGCCGUCAACACCACUUUUGUCUGUGAGGUCAAGAACCGCAUCGGAACCGGCAAGGAUCAGGUCACAGCCAUGGUCAGGGAGCCCUCAGUGAACCCAUCCAAUGCCCGCGUGGUGGCGGCGGUUGUGAUUGUCUCCCUACUGGUCCUCCUUUUGGUCGCCGCUCUCAUCGCCGUGUUUGUCACCCGUAGCCGCAGGCAACAGCAGGGUUACCGAGCCAAAGGCGGCAGUGACAUGAAGACACGCAUAUUUGGUGGCGGUAAGAAGGCCAGCAAGAACGGCACAGGUGGAGGCGCAGGCAGCGGUGGCGUUGGAGGCGGUAACAACAACGGCCCCAUCUAUGUUUACAACGAGAGUUCCUCCCACCAGGGCCUUGGCGAGAAAAACAACCACCACCAGCCGCUCACCAUUGGGGGCCGGCCCGAAGGCGUAGCCACUACACCCACUGCCCAAGACAUCCUGCUAAGCAAUGAGCUGGAUGACGCAGAGAGGAGGAAGUUUGAUGAGCUUGAGGAGGACGAGAGGUAUGACCACUUCACCGGAGGUGCCCCCAUCCUUCAGCUUCGCCCACCUCAUGACCAGGACGAUAUUAUUGGAGAUUACCUGGAUGAUGACAUGGAGUCCCAGCGGGAUGGCUCUGUCAUCUCACGGACUGCUGUCUACGUAUAGAGAAGGAGAAAAAGGGGGGAUGGAGGAUUACUCUUGAGGAUUUUGUGGCUCCAGGGUCUCAUCCCUGUCUGAUAGCAAAAGAGAAAAUAAUACCACUUUUAUUUUUGAAAAUUGAUUUUAAAUAUAGUCUAUUAUUAAUCACAGUGCAGCCCCAGAAUGGACCGAAUGAACAGGAGGGUGUGGUAGGAUAAUCUGAAAGGAGCAUCGCUGUUAUCUGGUCCCUUAAAACUGAAAAUCAAACAGAGAAGAAACAACCUGUCUCCCACUGCUUCUGCUCAUGCUACUGCUAUCACUGGGACCCUGACAAGGACUCCUGACAGACAGACAGACUAAAAGAGAAAAACUAUGUAGUAUGGGAGGAGGAUAAUGGCAUCAUGAUACAAGCUUGGCUAUAGAGGAUGCAUCUCACUUGCAUAUUCACUCUUAUCUUCACCAGAACAGUAGAAGUGGAAGGGGUUGUCAAGCAGUUAUGUGCUGCCUGCUAUUCUCAGUCCUCCUAUGGGAAACCUUUGUUUUGGUAAUGCAUUGUGAUGUGACAGCUGGGUAGGUGGUUAGUAGGUAGUGAUGGGCUGGGGGGGAGAAACAUUUGAAGGUAAAGACAGUAACUAUCAGGUGAUUUGCAGAAGGAAACUUUGUAUUUGCUCAUGUCUGCCGCACCAGGUACACUGGUGAGUUCUGUUUUACACUCUCUGCCUUCCUCUCAAACAUGAAAAAUCUACUCUGCAAACUAUCGCUGACAGCAGACACUGUUGAAUUUACUAAAAAUUAAAGAGAACAAUAGGUCCUUAUGUGCUACACAAAUACAAGAGCAGCUGGAUUUAACAAAGUAAGUUUGCAGAGCUUGAGUUUGAACCAAGUUCUUAACAAGGUAUUCAUGCAAACUUUUGUACUGUGCCUGGAGGUAAAAGACGGUAAACAAGAGACAAGGGAAUGAGGUGUAGCCGAUCUGACAGGGUCAAAGGAUCGGGAGAGGGAUGCAGGAGGACUAGAAGGGAGCACGUCUCUUCCUUUCUCUUCCUCCUCAUCUCUGUCUCUUCAGAGCGCUCCUGACAGGAGGAGCUUGAUUGGUAAUGAGCCGUGAAGUCGCUCGUUUAGCCGGGACCAACAGAUUGCCACCACUUAUCGUUUAUGACGUGGCGAAUCCUCCCCCCUCCCAUGUCUAUCUCUCUAUCAUCCCUCCACCUCUCUCUCCAUCCCUCUCUCCAUCCCUCUCUCCCAGUGUUUAUGGGGAAUUUAUGAUUUAUCCAGGGCAGUGUCGGGGUCAGGGCUACAGAGAGCAGGAGAGUAUUUUACUGCUCCUGAUGUGUCAAACGCCCCACUUACUCUAUUCCUGCCCGGUCUUGUCCUGACAUACCAGGACUGACUAAUCCACCUGAAGUGGCCACAUUCACUCCACUGCACUGACAGUGUCUUCACUGUCAUUACUGCCUCCUCCUAUAUUUUAAUAAAUGACCGGAUGUAACAGAACCUCACCUCUAAAGUACGACAGUAUUAGUUUCGAUAGAUUUUCAAUGAGAUCGUGUAAUAUUUCUUUCCAUUAGCGGUUAAAUGUAGUGAAUUGAUUGGGAGACAUAAAAGGUUGUGUCCACAGUGAAGCUAUGGGAGUCAUAUUGACUAACAGGCAACAAGUAAUGAAACAGCCCUUUAUGAUGCAGCUUCAGGGGUUAUUGUCUCCUGACUGUUAAUUUAUCCUUCUAACGAGCCACCGGAGGCCCGCUCAGGCGAACAUUACUCCAUGGCUACUGUACACUCUGUCUUUGAGGCUUAGUGUGUACAUUUGCAUGAGUCACUGUAUCUAUGUAGCCACUGGAUGACUGUGACGGACAAUCUUUGGGAGAAGCCCUACUGUAGCUCCUCUAAUCAUGCUUUUUCCUGGCCCUCUAAUCAACUCCCUUUUGACCCACUGGGAAUCUGGUGAGUGCGGUCUCGGUGACUGUAUCUACCUCCCGUAAGAGCCAGCUGAGAUCUGGGUUGCAGCAUGCUGCAGGUCAUGAGGUCAAACACUGGGUGACCCAUUGCCAAGGGCAAGGAUGACUGUACUUGGACAUAUUUCUUAUCAUGGCUGUUUUAACCUUGAUCUAUGGAUAUGUUCUGUACAGACAAACACUCAUAUACAGAUUUCCAUAUAGGGUAGAGGCAGUCAUUGCUUGCCAUUGUGAUGGCUGUUAACCUUCAAAGAGGCAGAGAGAGAGAGAACAGGAGAGAAACAUAAGAGGCAGAUGACAAAAAAGACUGUGUUCAGUGUUUGAGCACCAUCUGGCAUAUUGUGAGCCAGUGUGUUCAAUAGGAUUAUCGUCUAAUGGCCUUAGUUUAUACAUAAAUGCAACUCUUGUCAACCUGGGGUACAGUAAAUUUACAAAACACAGUUGAUUUGUCACAAUCACUCAACAUAAAAAUGUAUAACUUAUUUUUGCACUUGUGUGUUUGUGUGUGUGUGUCACGGCUACAAAGAAGGAAAAUUAGUGUAAUUUGUGGUUUUUGGGGUCAAAAUAGUGACAAGGAACAAACUGUUCUGUACUGUAUGUACAUUUUGGUGUGAGGUAUCUGUGUACUAUAUAUGUAAGUAUCUUUAUUUUCUUGUGAAAAUGUGGAUAUUUAUGAAAAUGUAAAUAUCAGAUCGACAGAGCCAGUGUUUACCAGUGUUGUGGAACUAAACAGAAGAAAGUGUUCUGCAUUGGUUAAGCCUAAAGUUCAGAUGUCUCAGAGGUCAAUGAGAAUGUAAUUUUUAAUCUAAUGAAUACCUCGGUUGUUUGGGUUUUUGUUCAAGUUAGCAUUGCCUGCAUUUUCACACAAUAAGCACAUACAUUUUUUGCACAAUUGGCUUUUCUCCACUCCGCACAAUACAAAAAUACACACAAUACUCAUAAAUACUCAUAAUUUAUCAGGUAGACCGUAACCUCACAUGUCUGUGUUACAUCUGAGUCAGCUCUGUGUGUGCGCUUGUGUCUGUGUGUUUUAGGUUGUGUCAGUGUGUAUUUUAAGUGAUGCUUGGGGGCUUCAGGACAUCUUUCAUUGCCAUUGGGGCUGUAACCUGAGUAGCCUCCAUUUUGUCACCAUGGAAAACUGGCAAACUGAAGAUAUUGUGAACGUUGAAGUCACACUCGCUCUCUCACAAACACACACACACAUAUGUAUGUGUGUGUG